Anisakis simplex (herring worm) is the source of this 465-nucleotide messenger RNA. The record is from the annotation of a GenBank genome assembly. Lineage: Eukaryota; Metazoa; Nematoda; Chromadorea; Rhabditida; Anisakidae.
AUGUCGAAGAUGGGAAACCUCGCGUCGGACACUGAUCCGAACACUGUGACCGUGUUGCAUCGCCGUGGCCCUGCCGUCAAAACCUUGAAGACAACUGCAGAACUGAAUGCAGCUCAACGACGUGGCGUUGCGAUUGAAACGUCCAAAAAAAUGAUGGCCGGUGGCAACAGACAGCAUACCGUUGACAAGAAUACGGCAAGACUGGAUGAAGAGACAGAAGAACUGCACCACGAACGUGUCUCACUUACACUCGGCAAAGUCUUGCAGCAGGCCAGACAAGCGAAGGAAUGGACGCAGAAAGAUCUAGCGACUCGUGUUAACGAAAAGCCUCAAGUGGUUGCUGAAUACGAAAACGGAAAAGCUGUGCCAAAUCAACAGAUUCUCAGUAAGAUGGAACGUGCUUUGGGUGUGAAACUUCGAGGUAAAGACAUGGGACAGCCACUGGUACCAAAAAGCAAGAAAUGA